CAUAUUAUCUGAGUGGGUGUGUCCUUUCUUCCCCUCUUGCCGUGAGACGUUUUUACUUAAUUGUUAAGAUGGCGACCGUACACUUAAGGAUCGGGGAUUUGGUUUGGGGGAAGCUGGGUCGUUAUCCACCCUGGCCGGGAAAGAUUGUGAGCCCACCAAAGGAUUUGAAAAAACCCAGAGGCAAAAAGUGUUUCUUUGUCAAGUUCUUUGGAACUGAAGAUCAUGCCUGGAUAAAAGUGGAACAGUUGAAACCAUACCAUCCACACAAGGAAGAAAUGAUUAAAAUUAAUAAAGGAAAAAGAUUCCAGCAAGCUGUUGAUGCUGUGGAAGAAUUCAUCAAGAAGGUUAAAGCAAAAGAAGCAUUACACAGUUUGGCAGAGGACAAAAACCGAAGUGGUGGGGAUGAAAAGGGUAAAGCCACUGAGAAAGGCAGAAAAAAUUCUGGUAAAAAAGUAAAAUCCCGUGGUGGAAAAGAAGAAAUGACCCCACGCAAACGUGGCCGUCCUCCAAAAGAAGACAAGGAGCUGACACAUGCAGCAUCAUCGACAGUGUCACGGAUGGGACCUGGAACAGUUUCUGGAUUUAAAUGGCAAAGUCAAGUAAACGAUGACCCUCACUUCCAUCACUUUCUACUCAGUCAGUCUGAGAAGCCAGGGUCUUCAUUAGAGCCCAUUAGCAAACGGCUGAAAAUAUUAGAAGAGGAUACUAGAUCAACAUCUAUUCAAGCUGCAGACAGCACAGCAAUAAAUGGGAACAUAAUCCCCACAGAUAAAAGAAUAGGGUUUUUAGGACUUGGUCUUAUGGGAAGUGGAAUUGUUGCAAAUCUUUUAAAGAUGGGACACAUUGUGACAGUUUGGAAUCGUACAGCAGAGAAGUGUGAUUUGUUCAUUCAAGAAGGUGCAAGAUUAGGACGGACACCUGCAGAGGUUGUUUCUAUGUGUGACAUUACAUUUUCCUGUGUUUCAGAUCCUAAAGCAGCCAAAGAUUUAGUGCUUGGCCCCAGUGGUGUGCUACAGGGAAUCAGGCCAGGAAAGUGUUAUGUAGAAAUGUCAACUGUGGAUCCUGAAACUGUCGUAGAAUUGUCACAGGUUAUAACCUCAAGAGGUGGUCGGUUUUUAGAAGCUCCAGUUUCUGGGAGUCAGCAACUGUCCAAUGAGGGAAUGCUAGUCAUUCUAGCAGCAGGAGACAGGUCACUAUAUGAAGACUGUAGCAGUUGUUUUCAAGCUAUGGGAAAAAGUUCGUUCUUCUUAGGGGAAGUGGGAAAUGCUGCUAAAAUGAUGCUGAUUCUCAACAUGGUCCAUGGAAGUUUUAUGGCGACAAUUGCAGAAGGCCUGACAUUGGCUCAAGCGACUGGUCAAUCGCAGCAGACAUUUUUAGAUAUUUUAAGUCAGGGGCAAAUGGCAAGCACGUUCUUGGACCAGAAGUGUCAAAAUGUUUUACAGGGAAAUUUUAAACCUGAUUACUAUUUAAAGCAUAUUCAAAAAGAUCUCAGGUUGGCUAUUGCAAUGGGAGAUUCAGUUAAUCAUCCAACUCCAAUGGCAGCAGCUGCUAAUGAGGUUUAUAAAAGAGCAAAAGCACUGGACCAGUCUGAUAAUGAUAUGUCAGCAGUGUACAGAGCGUAUAUUCACUGAAAAGCAGCCAACAGUUUUAAUCCUGGACCAUUUUUUCUUGCUUUUUUUUAAUUUUAUAAGUGAAUCUGCUCAAAUCUGCUGUAAAGGCAGCAGUAUGAUAUUUUCCCUAAAUUAUGGGGAGAAGUUUUUGAGUAGCCAAACAAGUGAAUUGCACUGACUUUGUUUAAAAAAAAAAAAAGAAAAAAUACAGCAACAGCUGCAAUACUCAAUAUUGACUGAGUUAAACAGUGUGUUGCUCUUUGUUUUACUUUGAAAUUUAAAGUGACCCAGAGAAGUAAUUCUAAUGUAUCAUGUAAAGUUAAAUGGUACCCAUGGCAAUGCUCAACAUAGAUUACAGAUCUGUAUUUUAGAUUUAAUGUUCCUUUUGAUCAUAACUUUCAUUUUUGUCAAGAGUAUCCUUGUUAUAUAUUGUUGCAGUUUUAUUUAAUUUUCAGUGUAACACUUUGAGUGUCUGGAUUUAAUAAUUUGAUCGUGUUGGAUAUUGGCUAACUGCUGCCGUAUGCAACAUGAAAUAAGAAAGCUGGAGAUGCACCAAGGAAAUGCCACUGCAGUCUAUAAAGUGUUGUCCUGAAUGCUAAAAAUUAUUUAUUACUUCUUUUGUCUAACUUAAUACUUAAGAACAUGUUUGUCUCACUGUUUUCUAUUCAUUGUGCAGUAAAUUACUGUAUACGCCUUUUUCAUGUUGCAGAUUUAUAUGGACUUGUAACCGCUGUUAAAACAUUUUAAAGGAUGCAAAUCCCUUGGAUCUGAGAGAACCGUUUAAAAUUGGACCUUUGCUAAGAGUAUUGGUUUGCUUGAGGAGAAAUGUGAAAAACCUUAGGCUUAAAACAAUUUUGAUACUUGGUAGAAAGCAGCUGUUUCAUGGGUGUUAUGACUGUAUAUAACUGUUUAUCUCUGGAGAUAUUCCAUUGUUAAUUCCAUUUAUUGUAGAAGGUAGAAAUAGACUCAUAAUUCACUUUUUUUUUUUUUUCUUCCCUUUGGAUUCUGGCAUGUUAAACGUAGCCUGCGUUCACUACUUUUGCUUUACUUAUGGAGUACAACUAUAAUGGCAAUCCUGUUGAUAUUCUGUAUGAUACUGAAUUUUUUUAUGUUGUGAAGGGGUAGGGAAAAUACUGUGUAUUGAUCUCAUUCUUUUAACUGUUUUUUGGAAAGAAUUUAACAUAAACCUGUUGGGUUUAAAAGAAAAA
This is a messenger RNA of Polypterus senegalus (gray bichir), 2818 nucleotides long. It is a transcript of the gene glyr1, whose product is annotated as glyoxylate reductase 1 homolog (Arabidopsis). NCBI's taxonomy places the organism in Eukaryota, Metazoa, Chordata, Cladistia, Polypteriformes, Polypteridae. The record is from RefSeq and is a predicted model, not a curated record. Gene Ontology annotation, molecular function: NADP binding; NAD binding; oxidoreductase activity, acting on the CH-OH group of donors, NAD or NADP as acceptor. The coding region runs from base 69 to 1631 and encodes 520 amino acids. The transcript is spliced from 16 exons.